AUGGCGGACUUCCUAUCGCGUUGUGAGGAAGAAAACCCGAAUGAGGGGAUAAGGAGAGAGGAAGAAGAAGAAGGCAACAAAUUGAAUGGGAACAUAAAACCCAAGACCAUCCAUCAUUUUCCGCCCUCAGAUUGUCUUUUUGGAAAGAACCUCUUCCAGCUUCUUUAUCCUCUUGGAUUUGCUCAUCCCCAACCCGAAUCAGGGACUUCUCCAAAGGUUUAUAGCAAAAAGCGGAGCGCAGGCAGCGCCGCCGCCGCCGCCGCCGCCGCCGCCAGCCGCGAGGCGCAGGAGGACCGCAGCCGGCAGCAGGAGGACAUCGAGGAGCUGGAGACCAAGGCCGUGGGCAUCUCUCCCGACGGCCGCUUCCUCAAGUUCGACAUCGAGAUUGGAAGGGGCUCGUUCAAAACGGUCUACAAAGGGCUGGACACCGAGACCACAGUGGAGGUCGCGUGGUGUGAGCUGCAGGACCGGAAGCUGUCCAAAUCGGAGCGGCAGAGGUUUAAAGAGGAAGCUGGGAUGCUGAAAGGGCUCCAGCACCCUAAUAUUGUUCGGUUCUAUGAUUCCUGGGAGUCUACAGUGAAGGGAAAGAAAUGUAUUGUUCUUGUGACAGAACUCAUGACAUCUGGAACCCUGAAAACGUAUUUGAAAAGGUUUAAAGUGAUGAAAAUUAAAGUACUAAGAAGCUGGUGCCGUCAGAUACUAAAGGGCUUGCAGUUCCUGCACACUCGCACGCCCCCUAUUAUCCACAGAGACCUAAAAUGUGACAACAUCUUCAUCACCGGCCCCACUGGAUCAGUCAAGAUAGGAGACCUGGGUCUGGCUACCUUGAAACGAGCUUCCUUUGCCAAGAGUGUGAUAGGUACCCCAGAGUUCAUGGCUCCCGAGAUGUAUGAGGAGAAAUACGAUGAAUCCGUUGAUGUAUAUGCUUUUGGAAUGUGUAUGCUAGAGAUGGCCACGUCUGAAUAUCCUUAUUCUGAGUGCCAAAAUGCUGCGCAGAUCUACCGUCGAGUGACCAGUGGAGUCAAGCCAGCCAGCUUCGAUAAAGUAGCAAUUCCUGAAGUGAAGGAGAUAAUUGAGGGAUGCAUUCGGCAAAACAAAGGUGAAAGAUAUGCUAUCAAGGACCUCUUGAACCACGCUUUCUUCCAGGAAGAGACUGGUGUGCGGGUGGAACUAGCAGAGGAAGAUGAUGGAGAGAAAAUAGCCAUCAAGCUCUGGCUACGCAUUGAAGAUAUCAAGAAACUUAAGGGCAAAUAUAAGGACAAUGAGGCAAUAGAGUUUUCUUUUGAUCUGGAAAGAGAUGUCCCAGAGGAUGUAGCACAAGAAAUGGUGGAAUCGGGGUAUGUAUGUGAAGGGGAUCACAAAACAAUGGCUAAAGCCAUCAAGGACAGAGUAUCUCUCAUCAAACGAAAGCGAGAGCAGCGUCAAUUGGUGCGAGAAGAGGAGGAGAAAAGAAAACAAGAAGAAAACAGUCAGAAACAACAAUUAGAACAACAGCUACAGGCAAAUGCUGCUCAGGCAGGGGCAAAACAUCGACCGUCGCUUACUGGCACCACUUCUAUCCCUACUACUUCUGCCUCAGUUUCCACACAAGUAGAGCCUGAGGAACCAGAGGCGGAUCAGCACCAACAGCUACAGUAUCAACAACCUAGUAUAUCAGUUCUGUCUGAUGGGACAGCUGACAGUGGACAGGGUUCAUCAGUUUACACUGAAUCGUGUGUGGGUAGCCAGCACACUGCGUCAUAUGGUUCACAGCAUGAACAGGCUAUCCCAACAGCUACGAUCCAGGGGUACACACCUUCAGUUGGUCAAGUGCAGUCACAACAGCCUGGAGGCUAUCAGCCACCCACAGUGACGCAGGUGCAAGGCCAGGCAGCUUCCAGUACUUUAUCAGGUGGUGUGCCAUCCCAGCCUACCCCACUCACUCAGCAGAGCGCACAGCAGCUACCCGCUUCCCAGCAAACGGGACAGUUUCAGUUGCAGCAGCCACCAGGUUCCAGUGGAGGUGCCCCAACACAGUCUGUUACUCAAACCCAGGCUCCACAGAUCAUGCCAAUGCCUCAGGCACCAGUUGGGUCACAGCUUCCUGUUUCCCAACCAGUACCGAUCAUCCAAGGCGAGCCUCAGUUACCUGUUGCAGCAUCUUCUCUCCCUCAACCAUCAGUUGCCCCAAACAUCCCUGUUGGUUCUCAUUAUAUCCCUGUGGGACAACCCUUGCCAACUUCCCUGCUCCCCCAGUUCUCAGCGUCUCAGCUGCCCAUGGCAGCACCUCAUGGGUCAGUGGCUCAGCCAGGUUUCCAGUCUCUGCCCAUGUCUAUGCCAGCUGCCAUUAAUCAGCCACUACUCACUCUAGCCACAUCUGCUGCAGCAGCUGCUAUCCCUGUAGGAUCAACUGUUGUCCCUAGCCAGCUCCCUACGCUUCUGCAGCCUGUGGCCCAGCUGCCCAGCCAGGUUCUCCCACAGCUCCUGCAGCCAGCUGUUCAGUCCGUGGGAUUGCAGGCCAGCCUUGGACAAGCUGCUGAAGCUUCACUUCCAGCUGGAGAUGCUUUGUACCAGGGUUUCCCAUCUCGGUUGCCGCCACAAUACCCAGGAGACUCAAAUGUUGCUCCCUCCUCUGCUGUGGCCUCUGUUUGCAUCCCUUCUGCAGUACUGUCCCCUCCCAUACCCACUGAUGCAUUGGCUCAGCCAGGCUACCUUACAGCAGUGGUUCAGCCUUACGUGGAACAGAACGUUUUAGUUCCUUUGGGUGGUGUAGGAGGACAGGUCCAAGUGCCCCAACCUACAGUGAGUUUAGCACAACAGGUCUCAGCUGCAUCCUCACAGCAGGCAGCCUUAGAGCAGAAUGUCAUGCCAGUGUGGGGACCUUGUUGCCACUGGUUGUUCUGUUGGGAAGGGGUUUCUCAGGCUUCUGUUCCAGAGUCUCUACCACCAACACAGCAACCUCCUGCGCAAACUACUCCAUUGACUUCUUCUAUGGACAGUGCCCAUUCCGAUGUUGCUUCAGGUAUGAGUGAUGGCAAUGAGAACAUUCCAGCAUCUAGUGGGAGACACGAAGGGCGGACUACCAAACGGCAUUAUCGGAAGUCUGUACGCAGCCGCUCUCGCCAUGAGAAGACUGCUAGGCCAAAACUGAGAAUUCUUAAUGUUUCAAACAAAGGUGAUCGAGUGGUGGAGUGCCAGCUAGAGACACACAAUCGGAAAAUGGUUACUUUCAAAUUUGACUUGGAUGGUGACAACCCUGAGGAAAUAGCAUCAAUUAUGGUGCAGAAUGAAUUUAUCCUAGCGACAGAGAGAGAUUCAUUUGUAGAGCAAGUGCGAGAGAUCAUUGAGAAAGCGGAUGAAAUGCUUAGUGAGGAUGUCGGUGUGGAGCUAGAAGGUGACCAGGGGUUGGAAAGUGCACAAGCAAAAGAUGACAGCUUCUACCCAGGAACCCAGAAAUUGGAGGGGGAGUUCAAACAGCCUUCUAUGCCCCAAAGAAUAGGUGUUCCCCCUAGCUCCUUCACCCAAGUUGUCCAUUCUGCUGGAAGACGAUUUAUUGUCAGUCCUGUCCCAGAGAGUCGGUUAAAAGAACAGACGUUUUUCACCUCUGGUGUUCCCAUAGGAAAGGAAAUUCCAGAUGUGGUUGCUGCCUCUCUCUCCCAUGGUCCUGGGAUGAACCUCUCUCACUCUGCAUCAUCACUCAGCCUGCAACAAGCCUUUUCUGAGAUCAGACAUGGUCAAAUAACUGAAGGACCCAGCACAGCUCCUCCAGUUUUUAACCAGACUGUACCACCAUUUCCACCUGCAAUUACUAGCAUGGCUGGAGGCCCACAGCCUUCAUCGGUGACUCCUUCGGCAUCUGUCCCUUCGACCACUGGCAUUUCUCUUCCAGUAACUCAGUCUGUUACAUUGAUUGCAGAACAAGUGACCUCUGGAGUGGCACCAAGUACAGGUCUAUCUGAUUCUAGUCCUCCACCUCCAGCAUCGCAGUCUGGGCAGCAAAUAGCUGGAGUGACUUCCAGCAUUAGUGCACCUGCUUCUUUUUCAGUAGCUACCACUUCACAGACUACCCAACUGACUGGAGAAAUUAUCCCUAGCGUCAGCAUGCCUGCUUCCUUAGCGCUAACACAGCAGAUUUCUGGAGUGGCUGCCCUUGUUAGUCUGCCAGGUGCUGUACCCCCACCUGCGACAUCUCUGUCUGUUCAACAGAUUGGUAGUAGUACUGCAGCUCCAGCAGCUCCACAAAUGUCUAUCUCAGCUGUAGUUCAGAAUGUGGUUUCACAGCCUUCUCAGCUGAGUAGCAGUAGCUGUACCCUCAGCCAGGCAGAAACGGUUGUUGUUAGUGCGCCACAACCGCAGCCUGAGAGUACACAAUUAGUAGAUAAGCCACAGCUCUGCAGUGCAUCUGGGCUGUCCCUUCCUAUCUCUGUACCACUGUCCUCAGCAGUAGUGUCAAGUAUGUCCAGUUCCAUCACUCAGCCAGCAGUGGCACAUCCUUUACUUAUCCCAUCGGCACUUGUAUCAACACCCGUUUUACCCCAAGCAGUAGGUGCAGUCUCGACACCUGUAUUGCCUCAAGUUCCUUUACCUGGCAUCCUCCCGCAGCCAGUUGCAAACCUACCUGCAGUACAGCACACUUUGAUACACAGUCAGCCUCAACCAGCUCUACUACCCAAUCAGCCUCAUACUCACUGCCUUGAGGCAGAUGUUGACACUCAGCCUAAAGCACCUGGUAUUGAUGACAUAAAGACCCUGGAAGAAAAGCUACGAUCUCUCUUCAGUGAACAUGGCAAUAUUGGAGCAACUCAUCCAUCAGUAUCUCUAGAGUCAUCACUGGUAAUGGAGACUCCACUCAUCCCUGGCAUACCAACCACAGCUGUUGCACCAACUAAGCCCAUGACAUCCAUCAGCACUUCUCUGCCACCUACGAGUUUGCCCCUUGGACCAACUGGUUUAGUGGCAAUGACACCAGUAGCCACACCUGGGCAAGUGGGAACCCCAGUCAGCUAUGUUUCAGCACAAGGCAGCAUUGCAGCAGCAGCACCAGUGAAACCAGGGACUCCUCCCUCAAAACCACCUCUUAGCAGGGUACCGGUGCUACCAGUAGGUCCUGAACUUCCAGCUGGCACUCCAUCCAGUGAGCCGCUGCCACCCUUUCCAGGACCUUCACUAACUCAGUCCCAGCAGCCACUGGAAGACCUGGAUGCUCAGCUAAGAAGAACCCUCAGUCCAGAGACUGUCCCAGUAACGUCUGCUCCUGCCUGUCCUGUACCAGCAGUUACCGCUCCAGUAACCGUUGUAGCAGCGUCUGCACCUACACAGCCCCUAAAAGAUGCAUCACAGAGCGCAGAAAGCAGUGCUGUGACCGCCACUGCAGGGACUGGAGUUCUUAAGAUGGGCCGAUUUCAGGUGUCUGUGGCAACUGAUGACAUGCUGAAACCUCAAGAAACUAAGCCUGUGCACUUUGAGACAACCUCUUCUGAUUCUUCUUUGUCUGGCAGUAGUCCAGAGAGUACUCUGGUGAAGCAGACUUCCAGUCAGCCCAUGGAGACUGUCAUUGGCACUUCUGUGGAUGUGGUAGAUGGUGUUCUUGCUCAGCCAGUUCCUGCCACACAGUUGCCAGCAGAGGCUGGGCAGCCAACUAAAGUUGGGCGCUUUCAGGUGACAACAACAACAGACCAAGUGGGUCGCUUUUCUGUUUCUAAGACCCAAGAUUCGGUCAGCUAUGGGGAGAGAGAACCUCCUUCUGUGGACUUGGAGCAAGUUUCUUCUCCAGGCCUGACUCCAAAGAAAGGUGUACCAGAGUUGAUAGAACCAGAGCAGUCUCCACACGUAAAUGGCCCAUCAUAUGAGCUGGAGGCUGCCUUCCUGAGUGGAGCAGCUAAGGACUUGGAUGAUGGCUCAGGCAGUCCAGACUCUCUGCAACCAGGGGGUUCCAAGAUCAGCCUCCCCAUCCAAAGCCUUAGCAACUCAUUCAACUCUUCCUACAUGAGCAGUGACAACGAGUCAGAUAUUGAAGAUGAAGACUUAAAAUCAGAGCUGCGGCGGUUACGGGAAAAGCACCUUAAAGAGAUCCAGGAGCUGCAGAGUCGCCAGAAGCAGGAGAUUGAAUUGCUUUACACAAAACUGGGAAAGGUUCCCCCUGCAGUGAUUAUUCCCCCAGCUGCUCCUCUCUCAGGGCGAAGGAGGAGACCUACUAAAGGAAAAGGUAGCAAAUCCAGCCGCAGCAGCUCCCAGGGCAAUAGGAGCCCCCAGCUGUCAGGUAACUUGUCAGCUCAGAGUGCCCCUUCAGUCUUGCCCCCACAGCAGACUCUUCAUCCUCCUGGUAGUGCUCCAGAGACUGGGCAGAACAAUCUGUUACAGCCCCUUAAACCUUCUCCUUCAAGUGAGAACCUCUACUCUGCCUUUACCAGUGAUGGUGCCAUAUCAGUACCAAGCCUUUCUGCGCCAGGCCAAGGGACCAGCAGCACUAACACGGUUGGGGCUACAGUGAGCAGCCAGGCACCCCAGUCUCAGCCGCCUGCUAUCUCCUCCAGCCGAAAAGGGACCUUCACAGAUGACCUGCACAAAUUGGUAGACAAUUGGGCCCGUGAUGCCAUGAACCUGUCUGGCAAGAGAGCUGGCAAAGGACACAGCAACUAUGAGGGCCCUGGAAUGGCAAGAAAGUUCUCGGCACCUGGCCAACUCUGUAUAUCUAUGACAUCCUCCCUGGGUGCUACACCCAUCCCUGCAGCAUCAGCUACCUCUUUAGGUCACUUCACAAAGGCUAUGUGCCCGCCACAGCAGUACAAUUACCCGGCAGCAUCCUUUGCAGCUCCAUGGAGUGGGACAGGUGGUCCAGCACAGCAGUCCCUCGGCCAGUUCCAGCCUGUAGGUGCUGCCUCUUUGCAAAGCUUCAACAUCGGCAGUUUGCAGAAAUCUAUCAGUAACCCCCCAGGCUCCAACUUGCGGACCACUUAGCCACACCCAGAGACUGAGCUGGGUAGACCCUGGGACAGGGAAUGAGGCCUGUAUCAAUUACUAGUGCUGCAACAAACUAGCUGUUUCUGCCAUAGUGGGAAUGAGCUUCCCUUGUCCAAUCAGUGCUGUCAGCUCUCUGUAAAGAGCCACAAAUCUCAAGGGGGAGGAGGGUGAUCGACACUUUGUGAUGGGACAGUGCUUCUGACUAGAUGUUCCUGCUCGUGCGACAAGCGAUGAAGAUGGAUGUCAUUUAGUCAAAGAAAUCUCGCUGUAAAACUCCGUUCUUGGUUUGAGUCUGAAUCCACAUGUGCUGGUGGGAGAGUUUAGUCCUAGUUCAUGGCUUUAACACAGUUCUCAUCUUGUCCUGAAGAAUUGAGACCAGGAGAGGAGCUGUCCAAAUCCCCUUCCUCUUCCUCUCCCUAAACAAUCGUCUUUGGCUCCCAAGUGGUGGGGGACACAAAUGGACUUGCAGUGCAGCCCAUGCUUGAGAUAGGUCAUUACUGCUUUAAGUAAAAGAUAUUAACAGCUUCAACAGCAGCAUUAGAGCAAUUUAAAUUGUUUAAAAAAAUUUAAAAAGUUCCCAGCGGACAUGUACUUACCAUCAGUUUUGAUGUGGAAACACUGUGAUAUAUAAAUGUUGUUGGACAACAGUAGCUUAAAAUGAGUGGAAUAUAGAGGGUUAAAAAAAGUUAAAAAGUAAAAAAAAAUGUAAAAAAAGCUAGCUAUAUCCUUAUACUUAUUGGAGACACUUUAACUUUUUCCUUUGUAUUUUCAUUGUAUUAGAUAAAUAAAUGUGAAUGUAAAAUUGUAUAAAUUAAUGUACUUGAAUACUUGUCUGUUCUCCCAGUAUGCUUGCUGGAUAUUUUAGUGCCUUGGACUUUUAUUGCUUCUGCAGUUAGCAUCACCUUCCCAGCAGACCCCAGUUGAGAGAGGGCAAGCUAAGAGAAGAAUGGAUUGUUUGUACCUAGUGACCAGGAUACCAAAGGGUCAACAAGUUGGAUGUGUUGUUAUAGUCAUAAUGUAACAGUCUAGGGUAGGUGUCAGAGGGGAAGCAGUUGAGGCUGUAGGUUGAGAGUUCUGGUGCUGGGGAAAGCUGCCCAAAUGGACACAUUUCAGAAUUGAUGGUUCAGUGCUGGUGUGACUGGGGGCAGGCAGGGGGGGGACGUAGGCCACGGACAAAACUAACAAACGCUGCCUUGAGACUUAAUAGGGCUGGAUCAAACUAGAGGGCAGGGAGAAUGUGUGUAUAUAUAGGAGAGGUUCAACUUCAGAUGUGGUUUGACUCAAGUUAGGAAGGGGUGACAAGGUGUGGUAAGCAUGUGUGCAUGAAGGUGGAGCCAUUGGUUUUUGUGGAGUGGGUUGUCUGCUGGGACUGCUUUUCUUACCUUUUUUUUUUUCUAAUCCAUUCAUGCCAGGAGUACGCUUUCCUGGUGCGACGUCCAUUGCCGGCAAUGGAUGCACUUGAAACAGCCGGCAUCAAGGAGUUCCCUCUGUGUUAUGCAUGCAGAGGACUUAAUUUUGUUCACUCUAAAAAAAAAUAAAAAUUUCAAGCUGGUACCAGGACCGUAACUAACUGUGCCACCUGAGUAUAACUGUACUGUACCUUCUGCUUAGUUCAUUCUCUUCCCUUCUUCAUACUUAAAAAUACUGGUUCCCUGUUCAAAGUAAUAAUACUGCAACCAACCAGUAUUACUCAGUGUAGUGCUGCAACAAGCUGUGAAGGUCAAAGUACUGCUUCCUGGUACUUGAGAGUAGUUCAGUGGCAUCCUGGAAGCGUGUGCAUCAAAAGUCUUUUUACUUGUCUGAAUUUUCUUCUGUGAGUAGUGCUUCCGUGGGGGGAGAAUUAAUUUGGGGUUUCUGCUUUCUUUCUGUGGAUGUUUCACGUUUUACCUAUAAAGCCCCCAAAGGCACAAGAUCUGUUUCCCUUCAUCUGGUUUUGAUGUUUACAACAUCUUUGUUUGUCAGCAAAGGUGUAGGCAAACUGAAGAAGUCCUGGUGGAUGAAAGACAGUGGCCAGAUGACUGGGUUCCAACAGUUCCUCAGAUGUUUGUGAGUGGCUUCUUCCUCCUUUUAAUUCCUUUUAACUAACAUGCAGGCUCCAUAAAACUACAGGAGAAAGAGGGCUCACAGUUGUAUGUGUGAUGGGAAGAGAAGGGGAAAAGGGGUCCCUGCUGGUCAAGUUAAUCAGAAAGCCUCUGCUUUCUACUCUAAAUGAGUGAGGAGAGGAGGUUCCUGGAUACACCAAAUAUGGGAGAGGAAAAGCAUGUCUCUGUAUAACAGAGCAGUCACAGGCCUGAAGCAGUAAUGGGAGAAGGGCAACACUUCAUGGCAGAAGAACUGAUCAACUGAAAGCAGCACAUGGUUAUUUAAUUGAUUUAAUAAGUUUGAGGUCGGUUUUUCUCUUAAUGUUAUGCAAGAGCUGGUUUUAUUUACCAUUGAUUUCCCUCCUGUGGAUGAAAUAACUGAAGUCUAGAGGAAUAAACUAAUGCUACUGAACUGUUAAAUUAUUUUGUGUUUAAUAUUACACUUUGAGUAUCUUUUUUCCACAUAAAAUCUGUUUCUGAAUUUACAAAUGUUUUCUUUACAUUAUUUAACAAUGUACACUGUAAAAAGGCAAAAAAGAAAAAUAAACUGAAUUCAAACUCUGGGCUUCCCUGGCCGUAGUUAGUUGUAUGUUUUGCACUAAAUCCAGGCAUUGCGCUUCUUGUAUGAUUGCGCUUUGUGCUGCAAUUUGUUACCUUUGUAGAAUAUUUAAUGAAAUCAUUCAAAUAAAACAAACCUGCUUUGGUUGAA
Gavialis gangeticus (Gharial) is the source of this 9729-nucleotide messenger RNA. It is a transcript of the gene WNK1, whose product is annotated as WNK lysine deficient protein kinase 1. Gene Ontology annotation, cellular component: cytosol; cytoplasm. NCBI's taxonomy places the organism in Eukaryota, Metazoa, Chordata, Crocodylia, Gavialidae. Gene Ontology annotation, biological process: protein phosphorylation; monoatomic ion homeostasis; positive regulation of potassium ion import across plasma membrane. The transcript is spliced from 31 exons. The record is from RefSeq and is a predicted model, not a curated record. The coding region runs from base 1 to 6936 and encodes 2311 amino acids. Gene Ontology annotation, molecular function: chloride channel inhibitor activity; potassium channel inhibitor activity; protein serine/threonine kinase activity.